AUGGUUUUGAAGAUAAAUAAAGCAGUUAACACCCGUGUGCCCUCAGAGGACGAGGACCAGAUCCAAGAAAAUGUAGAAGGGUCACAGGAGGGCACCCAAGGGCAACGCCAAGACCUCAAGGCCAGGUGCUCCUUCUUCCUCUUCCUGCAGACCCCCCUUCUUCUUGGGGGCAGCGUCUCAAGGACAAGCCCCAAGGGACAAGGUGGUUGGGACAGCUGUGCUAUGCAUCCCCACCUCAGGUCCCCUAGACCAACCAGCCCUGUCCCCUCUGCUUUCGCUCCCCCAGUUCCCAGAUCUGAGGCUGUUCUUUGGCGGCCGCUGAGGUUGCUGCCUGCUUUCCUGAGGCACGGGCCACACGUGGCACGAGCAGGGGUCAGCGCCGGGAGCUGGUGGCUGGUCCUGUGGGCUUCUCACUUCCCUUCCCCAACCGCCGCGCGUGCAGGUGCCCAGCUGAGCCCAGCGGGCGGGGCGGACCCUAUGGACACGCCCCCGCGUGAGUCCCUGAUGCCCCGCCGGAGGAAGCGGCAGAGUCGCCACUGUCCUGAGCGCAGCCGAGCUCCACUCCCUCCCAGUGCCAGCGACAUCGCCCACUGCGGCUGCGGGCACCGGAUACCGUGCUCCAGGCUGGCCGGGGAUGCGAGCUGCUCCCGCGACGGCAUGGCAGCCUCAGGGUGGGGCCGAGGAUGCGACAUUCUCAUCUUCUACAGCCAAGAUGCGGAGGAAUGGUGCCAGUACUUACAGGACCUUUUCAUAUCCUGCCAUCAGGUCCGCAGCCAGAAGAUGCGGACAUACCGGCUGGGCCCGGAUACCUCCUUUUCUGCCCAGGACCUGUGGGUGUUCCGGGAUGCACGGUGCAUGCUGGUGCUACUGUCUGCGGGGCUGGUGGAAUGUUUCUGCCAGCCAGGACUGCUGCCGGUGCUGCAGCGCGCCUUCCACCCUCCGCAGCGCGUGGUGCGGUUUCUGUGCGGAGUGCAGUCGGAGGAUGAGGACUUUGAGACCUUCUUUCCGGAGUGGGAGCACUGGCAGGAGCUCACCUGUGAUGAUGAGCCGGAGACCUACCUGGCGGCUGUGAGAAAAGUCAUUUCUGAAGAUUCUGGCUGUGACUCAGUAACUGACACGGAGCCCGAGGACGAGAGAGCUCUUCCUCUCUCAAAGCAGACAAACCUGCCUCUGGAGACGUCGCCUGGGAACCUGAUGGUGGUGCAGCCGGACCGCAUUCGCUGUGGGGCAGAAACCACCGUGUACGUCAUCGUGAGAUGCAAGCUGGAUGAGAAGGUGUCGACAGAGGCAGAGUUUUCCCCUGAGGACUCGCCCUCCGUCCGGGUGGAGGGCACUUUGGAGAAUGAGUACACGGUUUCGGUGAAGGCUCCAGACCUCUCCUCUGGCAAUGUUUGUCUGAAGGUCUAUUCUGGGGACUUGGUGGUAUGUGAAACCACCAUCAGCUAUUAUACUGACAUGGAGGAAAUUGGGAACUUACUGUCCAGUGCUGCAAACCCUGUGGAGUUCAUGUGUCAGGCCUUUAAAAUUGUACCCUACAACACAGAGACUCUUGAUAAACUGCUCACAGAGUCCCUGAAGAACAACAUCCCUGCAAGUGGACUGCAUCUCUUCGGAAUCAACCAACUGGAAGAAGAAGAUAUGAUGACAAAUCAGAGGGAUGAGGAGCUGCCCACCCUGUUGCAUUUUGCUGCAAAGUAUGGAUUGAAGAACCUCACCGCCCUGUUGCUCACCUGUCCAGGGGCUCUCCAGGCAUAUAGUGUGGCCAACAGGCAUGGCCACUAUCCCAACACCAUUGCCGAGAAACAUGGCUUCAGGGACCUGCGCCAGUUCAUCGACGAGUAUGUGGAGACAGUGGACAUGCUGAAGAGUCACAUUAAAGAGGAGCUGAUGCAUGGCGAGGAGGCUGACGACGUGUACGAGUCCAUGGCCCACCUGUCCACAGACCUGCUCAUGAAAUGUUCCCUCAACCCUGGCUGUGACGAGGAGCUGUAUGAGUCCAUGGCUGCCUUUGCCCCAGCAGCCACAGAAGACCUCUAUGUUGAAAUGCUUCAGGCCAGUGCAGGUAACCCAGGCUCUAGAGAAAGCCUCUCUCGGCCCACCAAGGACUCAAUGAUCCGCAAGUUCCUAGAAGGUAACAGCAUGAAACCAGCCAGUUUGGUGAGAGAGCAGUACCAUGCCCACCGGGAGGAUAUUUAUCACACUGUGGAUGAAGAUGAGACCUUUUCUGUGGACCUGGCUAACAGGCCUCCUGUUCCCGUGCCCAGGCCAGAGGCCAGUGCUCCUGGCCUUCACCCACUGCCCGACAACAAGCCAUACAUUUCUAAAGUUUUUGCAGAAAAAAGUCAGGAGCGUCCUGGGAAUUUCUAUGUUUCUUCGGAGAACAUCAGAGAAGAGCCACCUGUGAGGCCAUGGAGGGACAGGCCCCCAUCAAGCAUCUACGACCCAUUUGCUGGGAUGAAAACACCAGGCCAGCGGCAGCUCAUCACCCUGCAGGAGCAGGUGAAGCUAGGCAUCGUCAAUGUGGAUGAGGCCGUACUGCACUUUAAAGAGUGGCAACUCAAUCAGAAGAAACGAUCUGAGUCCUUCCGCUUCCAGCAGGAAAAUCUUAAAAGACUAAGAGACAGCAUCACCCGAAGACAGAGAGAGAAGCAAAAAAUGGGAAAGCAUUCAGAUCUGGAGAUCACAGUCCCAAUCCGGCAUUCACAACACCUGCCUGGAAAAGUGGAGUUUGGAGUAUAUGAGAGCGGCCCCAGGAAGAGUGUGUUUCCCCCGAGGACGGAGCUGAGGCGUGGAGACUGGAAAACCGACAGCACAUCGAGCACAGCAAGCAGCGCGAGUAACCGAUCGAGUACACGGAGUCUCCUCAGCGUGAGCAGUGGCAUGGAGGGCGACAAUGAGGAUAAUGAAGUCCCUGAAAUUACUCGAAGUCGUAGCCCAGGUCCUACCCAAGUGGACGGAGCACCAGUUGUGACCCUUGAGAGACCCCCCAGGGUGCCUCCUCGAGCCGCUUCACAGAGGCCUCUAACCCGGGAGCCUUUCCAUCCUCCUCCACCAGUUCCCCCCAGAGGUCGCUGAUUCCCUCUCCUGAAUCAAGCCUACUACAGACUUUUAAGACUUGCGUUUUGCCGCCUGUUGCCGAAGUCUUCACAUUGACUAUUCUGCAUGACUGCGGACCUUGAGAUUCACCAUCACUGCUGAUGUUGCAGCCCCGCUGCUUUGGGUGUCCCUCAAAGACAUUAAGGAGUGGUGGAAUCUGAGACUAAGGACCUUGUUCAACAUCGCCGAGUGUAUUGGGUCACAUUCUUGGUUGCCAAAAGGAUGAAGACUCUAUCAAAAUACUUACCUCUCGUAUCCUAUAGCAGGAGCCAAACAGGGUUGACGGAAAAGUACUUAACAAGCGAGUGUCCUGCAGUAAACAUGGAUUCGUCCAUACACACCUGCUAGUUUCUAGAAGUGGUUGUAGAGUUCCCAGCAGAAGAAGUGGCCUAACUUUGAAGCAGUUCUACAUUUCUAUGUGUGUGCUGGGGCUGGUCACAUACAAAAUGCUGUCAAUGAUUUCCUCCCUUACAUGUGUCUGUGUGCGGUAUGCAUGUGUCUGUGUGCAGUAUGCAUGUGUCUGUGUGCGGUAUGCAUGUGUCUGUGUGUAUGUCUGUGGAGACUAGGGGCAAUGUCGGAAGUCUUCAGCAAUCACUUUCCAUCUCUUCACAGAGGCAGAGUCUCUUAACUGAGCCUAGAGAUUACUGAUAUAGUUAGUCCAGCUUGCUCCAGGAAUCCUCUGUCUCUGUUCUCCUGGUGCUGAAAUUACAGGCAGGUUGCUGUGCCCCCUUGACAUCUGUGUGGAUGUUGGGGUUCUGAACUCAGGUCCUCAUGCUUGAACACCAAGCACUUUAUCUACUGGCCCAUCUCCCCAGUCCCCAUCACUGCAUUUUCUGUCUCUAAGGAGCCAAUCCUCUUUUCUCUUACCCCCCGCCCCCCAAUAUAAAAGUAUAACCAUACCUGACCAUUGGCCUUCCAGAAGUGUUUACCUCUUACAUAUCACCCAGGCAGGGGACUACCCACUACUGCUUUCAGUUUGGCCAUUUAUACCUCAGUAUGUUGUCAAACUAGCCAUAUUGCCAGGAAAACACUGAAAACAGCCAGAACCAGAAGCCUGAGGUACGGGGUAGCCCACUUAUAAAUCUGUGGCCUUUAUAGUUCUGGCCAUAAAGAAAGAGAAGGACUUGAUUUUUUCCUCUCUUGAGGAGCCUGAAGUGGUGGGAGGAAAAAGCUAAACUAAGACUUACUACUGUUACUUUAUACAGUUAUCAUCAGGCCUUGUAAAUCUAUAUAGAGAACUGUAACCAUACUAUGAAUUUUGAGAUCCUGUAAUAUAAAUUUACCUUCAAAUUACAGAUCCUUAAUCUCACCUAUACAUACAGAAAAAUUAUGAGAAGUAUUUUUUUUUUUUUUUAGUUUUUUGAUACAGGGUUUCUCUGUGGCUUUGGAGCCUGUCCUGGAACUAGCUCUGUAGACCAGGCUGGUCUCAAACUCACAGAGCUCCACCUGCCUCUGCCUCCCAAGUACUGGGAUUAAAGGCGUGCGCCACCAUCACCCGGCUCAAGAAGUAUUUUUUUAAGUACAGACAAUAUGGUUGUUUCUCAUGAAAUCAUUGUCCAAUCUCACAUAGAGAUAUUAUUAUGAUUAUUAUUUAUCUGUUCCAGUGUAUUCUCAUUGGGUCACUUUCUCAUAAUUAAAGGUUCUCCUUCAACCUCAUUCCAUCCAACACUCCCUGAGUAUAACUUCGGGUGGACUCUUGAGUUGUUGUGUAUAAAACACAUCAUUGAUCAAGUCCACCCUGUGAGAAUAUUUUCACAAAGUAUCUCACAGAGAACCUGGAACAUGGUGGCCAGUCUGCAAAUGGGCCUUCAGUGGUCCCUCAACCCUCCUGUCACUUAUUUGGGAGAAAUAAGAGACUAUCACCUAAAAGAACAAAAAUGAAAACAUUGAUGUGGUUGUCCUCCUGUUGUUUAUCGCCUCCGAUUUAUUUUGAUAUAAAUUGUUUUAUCCUAAGCCACCUUUUGGAUGCCAAACUUAGGUUUGUGCAUAUAUUCUGGUGACCAGGUUUGAUAAUAACAUGGCAAGGCCAACCAAUGGCAUUAGCAUCUUGUGUACACAGCACUCUUUGUGCAAUGUUUGUAUAUAUAAUUGCGUUUUAUUCUUGCCUUAAAAUAAAUAGGAAACAAAACUGAGAGUGCUUUUUUGAGG
This is a messenger RNA of Microtus ochrogaster (prairie vole), 5244 nucleotides long. It is a transcript of the gene Pik3ap1, whose product is annotated as phosphoinositide-3-kinase adaptor protein 1. Gene Ontology annotation, cellular component: cytosol. Lineage: Eukaryota; Metazoa; Chordata; Mammalia; Rodentia; Cricetidae. Gene Ontology annotation, biological process: signal transduction. Gene Ontology annotation, molecular function: phosphatidylinositol 3-kinase regulatory subunit binding; signaling receptor binding. The record is from RefSeq and is a predicted model, not a curated record.